Molecule: messenger RNA, 2334 nt
Organism: Pyrenophora tritici-repentis Pt-1C-BFP
Lineage: Eukaryota; Fungi; Ascomycota; Dothideomycetes; Pleosporales; Pleosporaceae
Product: YjeF-N domain containing protein
Biological process (GO): P-body assembly; deadenylation-independent decapping of nuclear-transcribed mRNA
Cellular component (GO): P-body
Molecular function (GO): mRNA binding
Source: RefSeq, a predicted model, not a curated record
AUGGCGACGGGAUUUGUGGGCCUCUCAGUCGCGGUGACGCUACAGAAUCCCCAGGGAGCUGUUUUGGUGGGCGUAGUCAGUGGUGUUGACCCGCAGACGUCUACUCUGACGCUUCAAGAUGUCUUCUUCCCGAGUUCUGGCCACCGUUUGGCUUCGUAUAAAGUAGAGGGGCAUAUGAUUGCGGACAUCAAGGUCAACACCCCUGCGCCUGCUCCUCCCCAGCCUGCUUCGUACUCUCAAUAUGCGCAAUCACAUGCGCAGCAAAACCCACAAAACAUUGGCCAGCCAAUGCCGCACAUGGUCAAUCAACCGUCGUCAAUCCCGCACGCUCACCAAACCUCACGUCAAACCGUCCCCCAACCAGCUCAAGCUGCACCCUUCGUCGAUCCUGCCAUACUCAGCAUGGGAAAACGUACAUCCAGGGCUUCCUCUCUCAUCCAGCCCGUGGCUGCAGCACCGCAAGAAGCUCCCGCCACGCCUAUUAAGCCUAUGACUGCUGCGAGCGCCGCCACUGUAUCGAAUAAGAAGCAUCACAAUAUCCGAAAGCCAAGUGCGGCUACGCUAGAAGGACCCUUUUCGUCGCUGGAUAUUGCGGAUGCUGAGGAGGCAGAUACUGAGGCAAAGACUGCUCAAGCUAUGGCUCGCAGGGUGAGCAUCAAUACGACUAGAACUGGUAAGCCUAUGGAUGAUUCAAGUCCACAAAAGAACGACGACGCUGGCAAAAAGACUCGGAGAGGGGGCAAGUCUCGUAAGAAGGAACUUGCCGCUCAAGAGAGGAAGAACGGAUUGGGCCCAGAUACCAGCAGGAAAGGCAAAGGUAAUGGUUGGAGGAAUACCCCCAUGCUACAGGCUGCCGAGCAACCAGAGACUAGGACACCUGGUGUUAUUGGCGGACGGGUCGGCCUUGCAGCAGCAAACGCCUCGAACCGCAAAACGAAACGGCAGCAGGCUCUUGAGGCAACCAACGGCUGGGCUACAGAAGACGCAACCGAUAUCCAGGAACUCCCCGAGUUCGACUUCCAGAGCAACCUCUCCAAAUUUGACAAGCGGACUGUGUUCAACCAAAUUAGAAAUGAGGAUACGACUGCAGAUGAAGAUAGACUUGUCAGCUUCAAUCGCUUAGCCAGGCCUGGAACACACGGCGGGAAGAACCUACACCCUACAGAGAACGUAUUGGACCGAAAGCUGAAAAGCACAACCAAUACAAGCUCCGAAGAAGAGUCGGAAUUUGGUAGUGGGCGCAACUCUAGACGAGCAAUGUCAAGGGCUUCCGUUAAGAGAGCACCAACAAGGCAAGGCAGUGCUGUCGGUGUACAAGCAGACAUGGACAUGAUGGGCUCUGGCGUGCUCCGUGCUAAUCGCUCGUUUAUCAACCGACCUUACGCAUCUUCUCAUGCGACUGGUAGUCCUAGGCCUGGACGUGUUGCUACGCCUCCCGACUCACCUCUUGAGUCCAGCUCAAAGGGCUGUCUACGUCUUAUUUCGAAUAAUCGCAAGUGUUUUGCCAUCACCCCUGGUAGCAUGCUGGCGGUCGAAGAGACCGCAGAGGUGGAGUUUGGGCUUACGGAAGAUCUCAUCGCAGAGAGUUCCGGCCGAGGUAUCGCUGAAGUCGCACUGACUGCCAUAAACCCUGGUGGCAGACGACUCGCUCGCGACAAUCCCAAUCCCAACCCUGUAAUAGUUGUGCUGGCAGGCAAUCACCGAGGAGGCGCGCGGGCCAUAGCAGCAGCACGGCAGCUUGCUCAACGCGGCCCGAAAGUCAUGGUCGCCCUUCUCGGCUUCGAGCGCAACGCCGACUGGGACAAGGACAUACGGCGACAAGUUGAGCUCUUCCGGAAAUUCGGGGGUUCGGUGCGCGCCUGGAAAGAGACGGAAGAAGCUCUCAAGCGGCUCCAAGCACCACCCGAACUCAUCAUUGACGCUUUGUUAGGUCGUCACAAGGAGUUCGAAGCACUUGGUGAUGGAGACCAGCGAGUGGUUCUAAGCAUUGUAGGGUGGGCGAAUAAGUCGCGUGCUGCCUGCCUCGCAGUCGAAACGCCAUCAGGCUUAGGUGGCUUAACCGGCGAAGUCUCCAUUCUUGAAGGCGAGCCGCUCGAAGUCCGCGCAAAGUACAUUGUAUGUCUCGGUGCGCCGCGAACAGGGCUUCUGAGAGCACUCCAGAAUGGCGCCGGACGGGAUCCUGAAUGGAACAUCUGGAUCGUCGAUAUUGGGGUUAAUAAACCCUGGCGCAGCGCUGGUAUCAGUGGCGGCAAAGGCAUCAAGUUCGGUGAGCAGUGGGUCGUUCAGGCGAGAUUCGAAGAACCGCCUGCUCUUGUCGAUGGCGGUCGCGCCUAG